Molecule: messenger RNA, 1113 nt
Organism: Sphenostylis stenocarpa
Lineage: Eukaryota; Viridiplantae; Streptophyta; Magnoliopsida; Fabales; Fabaceae
Source: the annotation of a GenBank genome assembly
AUGGAGCUUAGCAAAGUAACGCUAGAGAUCUUCUCCAAACUCGAGCAACAAUGGCUUUCCCACUACGAAGCCACGUCCAAAACCCGCAUUCUCAGCAUCGACGGCGGAGGAACCACUGCCAUUGUCUCCGCUGCAGCCCUCGUCCACCUCGAGGACCAGAUCCGCGCCCAAACCUCCGAUCCCCACGCGCAAAUCGCCGAUUACUUCGACAUCAUCGCCGGAACCGGCAUUGGAGCCAUCCUCGCCGCCAUGAUCACCGCUGACGACGGCUUCGGCAGGCCUCUCUACACCGCCCGUGACGCCGUCCGCUUCGUCACCGAGAACAACCGCGAACUCUACAAGCCGAAGCGCUCUGGUGUGUUCCGCCGCCGCCGGAGAUUCUCCGCGCGGAGCAUGGAAAACGCGCUGAAGCGGGUUUUCCAAAGAAAAGAGGAAGAACGACGGUUGUUGACUCUGAAGGACACGUGUAAGCCUCUGCUCAUCCCUUGCUUUGACCUCAAGAGUUCUGCGCCAUUCGUGUUCUCCCGAGCCGACGCGUCCGAGUCACCCAGUUUCAACUUCGAGCUUUGGAAGGCGUGCCGCGCCACGUCAGCCACGCCUGGCCUCUUUGCGCCGUUUCACUUCGCCUCCGUCGAUGGAAAGACGUCGUGCGCCGCCGUCGACGGCGGCCUGGUGAUGAACAAUCCGGCCGCGGCUGCGGUCACGCACGUCCUCCACAACAAGCGUGACUUCCCGUCGGUUAACGGCGUGGAGGAUCUCCUCGUACUCUCGAUCGGAAACGGAGCGCCGGCUAAGAGAGUGAACACCGCCGGUGAGUGUUCCACGUCCGCGGUGGUUGACAUUGCGCUCGACGGCGUUUCCGAGACCGUUGACCAGAUGUUAGGGAACGCUUUCUGUUGGAACCGUACGGACUAUGUCAGGAUUCAGGCGUUCGGUUUGGGAGAAGGAAAAGAAGAGAAAGUGCUAAACGAGAGAGUCUUGGAAUCGUUACCGUUUGGGGGGAAACGGUUACUGCAGGAAACUAACGGUAACAGAAUCGAGAGCUUCGUGCAACGUCUUGUUGCUACCGGAAAGACGAGUCUGCCACCUAGUCCCUGCAAGGUGCCACCGUAA